Messenger RNA from Bufo bufo (common toad), 3682 nucleotides. Its product is annotated as solute carrier family 22 member 6-A-like. The transcript is spliced from 11 exons. NCBI's taxonomy places the organism in Eukaryota, Metazoa, Chordata, Amphibia, Anura, Bufonidae. The record is from RefSeq and is a predicted model, not a curated record. Gene Ontology annotation, molecular function: transmembrane transporter activity. Gene Ontology annotation, biological process: transmembrane transport. The coding region runs from base 1454 to 2245 and encodes 263 amino acids.
GAGAAGCUUUGCAAGUGCUCAACUGAACAGAAUGGGCUGUAGAAUAAUACUCAGAAGAUCUUCAAUUGAUUCUGAUUCAAUACAUCUGUGAGUAACUCACUGGAAUCUAUUACAUUGUGUGGAGUAGAUGAUUUUCUUUGGAUACCUGAUUGCACAUUUCAAGAAACAGAAAAAGUGAAUCUGAACAUUGGUGCGAAAACUGAAGUUGUGGAAAUGUAUUUCUAUUAAAACAUCAUAUAUAACAUUUAAAGAAAACACAAGGAUUGUUAAUGAACCAGCAGUAAUUAUCUAAGGUUUUCACAAGAGUUUUCAAAACUGAGAGACUAAAGAACAUAAUUCCGAGCAAGAACAGGGGAUUGUAUUAUAAUCCUGUUUAAGAAUGCCUUUGGAAAUGUUGGCAUGAGUCUCUCACAAAACCGAGUACAGAACACAGAAAUUUCUUGUGGAAUUUUUCUAUGUCGUGUUGUGGAAAAGUUAUUGAAUCUGAAUUUCAAAAGCAAAUCAACUUAUCUACUUUAAGAACACAAUCUGCUUCCAUAUUUGGCUGGUGAAUGUGCAUAGAAAGGUCAACUUGAGUUAUCCGUCAUGGGGUUUGCUGAUGUGUUGGAGAGAACUGGAGGAAUGGGGCGUUUCCAGGUCACACAGGUUAUAUUGCUGUGUUUUCCUAUAUUACUGAUGGCAAGUCAUAACCUUCUGCAGAAUUUCACUGCUGCAAUACCAAACCACUGGUGCAAAAUAAACGAUACAUGGGUACUUAACGGCAGCAAGGAGGGCUGGGUGAGCUUGUACAGCCCCUUGGAUGAAAAUGGGAGGCCAAAUUCAUGCCUGGAAUUUGUCGAAAUACAGUGGAGACCAGUGGGUGCGAAUAUCACAUCUCAUAACAGUACGGAUGUAGAGACAAGAUCCUGUACAAUGGGUUGGGAAUAUGAUAUGAAAGAUUUCACGUCAACCAUCAUCACAGAGUGGGAUCUGGUAUGUGGAAAUAGAACCGAAGACAGCUGGGUCAGUCACUCUACAUGGCUGGGGUCCUGUUGGGAGCCAUCAUUCUGGAGACUUCAGACAAGUAUGGACGAAGAGCAUUGCUGAUCUGGUCUUACUUACAAAUACAGUCAGUGGAAUCUGCACUGCCUUUUCUGCCAAAUUACAUCUCCUACUGUGUGUUCCGGAUCCUUUGGAGGAAUGGCUCUGUCUGGAAUAGGACUUAACACGAACAGCACUGAUUGUAGAAUGGGUACCAACCAAACAUCGCACCAUCACUGGCACCUUGGCUGGAUAUUCAUACACAGUUGGGCAGCUGGUCUUGGCAGGUUUAGCCUACUGCAUACGAGAUUGGCGAUGGCUACAGUUCUCUGUCACGGUUCCAUUUUUUAUAUACUUCCUCUAUUCCUGGUGGUUCCCAGAAUCUGCCAGGUGGCUUGUUCUCUCAGGUAACACAUCCAAGGCUGUUAAUGAAAUGAAAAGAGUAGCCAAGUAUAAUGGUAAGCUGGAGGAGGCUGAGAAGAUAACGCUUGAGUCGCUAAAGGCUGACAUGAUGAAAGAAUUGGCUAGUAGCAAAUCAUCCUAUUCAGUUUUGGAUUUAGUCCGAACUAGCAAUGUGCGGAGAACUUCCAUUGCUGUGAGCUUUGUAUGGUUCUCCACAAGUUUUGCCUAUUAUGGUUUAGCUAUGGACCUUCAAAAAUUUGGAGUCGACAUAUAUCUUAUUCAGGUCAUCUUUGGAGCUGUUGAUUUUCCAGCCAAGCUAAUCUCCACCACAAGCAUGAUCUACAUUGGACGAAGAGUGACACAGUUCUUUUCCCUCGUCCUUGGAGGACUGGCAAUAUUGGCAAACAUUUUUGUGCCAAAAGAGCUUCAGAUAGUGAGGACCAGCUUGGCAGUAUUUGGAAAGGGAUGCUUAGCCGCAUCAUUUAGUUGUGUUUUUCUUUACACCACAGAAUUGUACCCUACAGUCAUCAGACAGAGUGGUCUUGGUUUGGGUAGCACCAUGGCACGCUUGGGUGGCAUUGUAGCCCCUCUUGUGAAGAUCUUAGGUGAAUUCCAUUCCUUCUUGCCUCUGCUCAUAUAUGGAGGUUCACCAAUAAUAUCUGGGAUACUCGUCUACCUUUUGCCUGAGACUGUGAAUAAACCACUGCCUGAUACCAUAGAAGAUGUUGAAACUGGGUUAAAAAAGGCACCAGAAAAAGAAGAGAAGAAAGAAAUUGUGCCUCUACAGACAGUACCCACAAACUCUGUACAUGUGGCCAUUUGAUAUCAGUGGUGCCAAUGAAGCUUGCCAAAAAGAUCACUCUAAUGCUCCCAGAAUACUAAGUACUGGCGUACAUAUGGGUGCUUCUGAGAACUGAAGAGAAUAUAAUCUGAGAAGGGACUGGGUCUUCUUUAGAACCCUAAAACAUACAAAGGCUUCCCUACCGGUGGCAUAAUGCCAGUGUAGCAUUGGCUAAAUGACUAAAAGACCAAUAAAAGACUUUUAUAAUGGAUAUAUACAGUACCAUAAUGCAAGGAGGCUAUAGCUCUUAUGCUAAAUCUUUAUUGUGAUUUUCUCUAAUUAAAAAUAGGAACAAAAUCCAAAUCCCAGGUCAGGAGAGCAGCAAAAAAUAGAGUUAGACAUGGAACCAGAUCAUGAUUUGGGUGGCCUAUAGGUAGGUAAUAGUUCAAUCCCCUUUCUUCUAAUCUAUAUAGGUUUUAGUGAUGUACUAUGCACUGUCCACCUGCACAAAGAAGACUGUUGGUACAAAGCCUGCAUCAUUUUAAUUCAUAAAAAUCAAUCUGGUAAAAAGCUACUGUUCCCACCCUCACAAAGCUCUAAGCAUCUGAUAAUGUUGCUUGGUCAGUAAUUCAGUAAUCCAUCAAACACAUAAAGGGAUCACAUUCUGAAACUUAUUUGUCUAGAUAAACAUCUCAUAGACAUUAGAUGGUUGGCCAGUCCCUCUGACAUUACUGUAAAGUGUAUAGGCCCUUUUAGAAAAAGAAAUGUGAUAUUGAUUUUAGUCAUCAACUGAAAGGAUGAUGUAUUUUAUCCUAUCAGGAAGUGGUUUUAAAAUCUAUGCACGCAUUUGGGGGAAAUUUUUUAUCAUUGCAUUUACUAAUUUUGGGCUAAAAAUCUUUUUCAACUGCCUUUAUUAAAUAUUUUCAACUGUUUUAGUUUUACAGCUUUUAAGUUUAGUGUAUCAGUGUUCAGAGCAGAUCAUUUCCUUCUGGUUUACACAAUGUGUCAAUGAGCUGCUCUGAUGACUUGAUCUGUAGCCCUUAUCUCUGAGCUCCUGACAGCUCAUUAACAUGCAUUUCAGCUAAAUUCUUAUCAAACUUAGCGCUCAUGCACACGCCCAUUGCUGUUUUUGAGGUCUACAAAUCGUAGAUCCACAAUGCACGGAUACUAUCCAAGAGCCUGCCACCAUUUUAAUUUUCACCUGCAGAAAUGUCCUAUUCUUGUCCACAAAACAGAGAAGAAAAGGAUAUGUUUUUUUAGUGUUUUUUUUUGCAGGGAACAACACACAUCUUCUGCGGACCCUUUGGAGUGAAGGGUCCGCAUCUAAUCAGCUAAAAAUGCAGAUCAGAUGCUGACAAAAACCACUGUCUUGUGCAUGAGACCUUAUAAAAUUUCAACUAUAAUGAGUGUUUAUGAACUGUCAGGAAAGAACAUAUUAGGGCUACAGAUCUAGCCAUCAGAGGAGCACCCUGAUGGAUG